This is a messenger RNA of Seminavis robusta, 642 nucleotides long. Lineage: Eukaryota; Bacillariophyta; Bacillariophyceae; Naviculales; Naviculaceae. The record is from the annotation of a GenBank genome assembly.
AUGGAACCUUUACGUCAAGCCACUGCGCUCAAUGAGCAAGGCAUUCACCUGGUUACAUCUGGCCAACCCAAUGAGGCGCUCAGGUGCUUCAAGUCUGGAUUGGCUCUGCUAGCCACCGUUGCUGCUUCAGAGGAAGCUCCUGUCAUUUCCCCACCUGCCAAAUUCGGAGGCACGACGGCAAGUGCCAACACCAGCAUUGUGGUGAAAGCCACGGACAAGGAUGUAUUCUUUGAGAUCUCCUCAGUGGAAUCACAUCAUGGUGUGAUCCAUCCUUCCACUGACCACCUGUCUCUCUACAGUGCGGCUCUGAUCUUCAACUGUGCCAUUGCAUUGGAGCGCAAAGCCAGCAGCUGCAGCGACCUUGCUGUCGCCUACAAGGUAUCUGACAAGGCUCGUCGUCUCUUGGAGCGAUCCUUGCAACUGUUGGGCAUGAUCCAUCAAGCAAGGCAAUUCAACUGCAGUGAAGCCAUUACCCAUGUGGUGCGCAGACUAGCCUCGCACUUUCACAGGAUGGGUGACUAUGUCUCUGUGAUGAGGUUACUGGACGGUCUGAUGCAGUUGGGGAUUGCUUCAGCAAUUGUUCUAACGUCCGACGGUGACGAUGCUGAUGAUAAGGGAUCCGCACACGCGCCAGUUGCAUGA